Molecule: messenger RNA, 2666 nt
Organism: Myxocyprinus asiaticus (Chinese sucker)
Lineage: Eukaryota; Metazoa; Chordata; Actinopteri; Cypriniformes; Catostomidae
Product: insulin-like growth factor I, adult form
Exons: 5
Coding region: 189-680 (163 amino acids)
Cellular component (GO): extracellular region
Molecular function (GO): hormone activity; growth factor activity
Source: RefSeq, a predicted model, not a curated record
UCAUAAAUGUGAGGGAUUUUCUCUCCAAAUCCGUCUCCUGUUCGCUAAAUCUCACUUCUCUACAACGAGCCUGCGCAAUGGAACAAAGUCGGAAUAUUGAGAUGUGACAUUGCCCGCAUCUCAUCCUCUUUCUCGCUUUUUAAUGACUUCAAACAAGUUCGUUUUUGCUAGGCUUUUGCAGGAGACCCAUGGGGAUGUCUAGCGGUCAUUUCUUCCAGGGGCAUUGGUGUGAUGUCUUUAAGUGUACCAUGCGUUGUCUCUCGUGCACCCACGCCCUCUCGCUGGUGCUGUGCGUCCUCGCGUUGACUCCCGCGACACUGGAGGCGGGGCCAGAGACGCUGUGCGGGGCGGAGCUAGUUGACACUCUGCAGUUUGUGUGUGGAGACAGGGGCUUUUAUUUCAGCAAACCGACGGGGUAUGGGCCUAGUUCGAGAAGGACGCACAACCGUGGCAUCGUGGACGAAUGCUGCUUUCAGAGCUGUGAACUGCGACGGCUUGAGAUGUACUGUGCACCUGUGAAGUCUGGAAAAGCUCCACGAUCUCUGCGAGCACAACGGCACACAGAUAUCCCAAAGACACCAAAGAAACCUAUAACUGGACAUAGCCACUCGUCCUGUAAGGAGGUUCAUCAGAAGAAUUCGAGUCGAGGAAACACAGGGGGCAGAAACUAUCGUAUGUAGAGGACAGCGGAGGGACUGGUUAAGAAGGACAAAUGAAAUUGCUGGACAGCAGAAAACAGAGGAAGAGAGAAAGGGUGUGGCCUUACUUGGUCCUCCACGGAUGUGCUCCACUGUAAAAAAAAAAAAAAAUUAACAACAAGAUACUGGACGAAUAACCCCAAUGUAAGAAAAACAAACUUGCAACUAGAGAGAAAAUCUGAUGAUUUUAUACACUGCACCAUUCAAUUCCAAACUGGGGGGAAAGAUCUAAUGGAAAAACAAACUAAAUUAGCUGCUAUAUUAAGCCAAAUGAUAACUGUUCUUUUACCUCCUUGUAUGAACUGUGGAACCCAGUGGAUGCUGAUGCUUCUUAUAGUGCCAUUGCCCAAAUAUUGACCCCUCUCAAUUGUCCAAUUGUCAAUAUUCCACUGAAUUCGAAUGGCAGGACAGCCACUGGAAAAGAGGUAAUAGGUGACUAGAGCAGAGGUAAAGGCCUUCUCUAAAACAAGUACCCACAUGAAAGCAUUGAAUCACUCAUACAUAGAAUUAUGAAAAAGUCAGAAUCUAGUGCAAGAAGGUUGCAAUAGCAUUUUUUUAUCUCAGUUAUCAACUCAAAAGCUAAUUUGAUCUCAGACUUGUUAGAUGUCUCAUAUGGUCACGUGUUACAAGCUCCACCGCUGAGAAAGGAGUUCGCAGCCAGAUCGUGUUCGACAGAUCAUGUUGACAAGAAAGGCUGUCUAGACAGUUUAUACCAGAUGGAAGUCUUGCAAAACAGAUGCACAGAGAGAUGAUUGUCUCAUAGAAACAAUUAUAUUCUUAUUUGAUGUAAUGUGCAAGACCAGAUCAAGGGAGAUUAUACAAACACCUUAUGCAGAGGUGCUCCAAAGAGGCUGAGAGCCACUACAUGGCAAUUUAGGAUUGAUAGAACAUGACCUACAUCCUAUUUUUGUGUGUUUGAUAGCCUGGGGAGGAUUUUUUUUUUUUUUUGCUUUUUUAAUCAUUUUAAAUGCAUGGUUUUCCUUCAUUAAAGAUGAAAAGGGAGGUGAAAGCCAUUCAAAUGAACAGUUAUCCACAUGCAUAUACACCAGUGUAUCAGUACACACUGGAAGGACAGAGGGAAGACUAAAUCAACCACAAAAACUGCUACUAAUCAUAACGUAUACACACAAAGAAGAACAUACAGUAAGUAAAGCUUAUGACACUCAUCUGAAACCUAACAUGGCAAAUGGGAUACCCUACGGUGUUGUGGACUUCACGGCUGUGCGCAAAAAAGACUAUGAGGCUGUAAGUCAACAUCAAGUGCACCAUUUGUGACAGGGCCUGAGCAAACGUUGCACACCUUUUUUGAAAAUUGGUUAUCAUACAGGAAGAUGCAUCUUUUUGGCAAAAGACUGGUAAGGUGAGGCGGACUGAUACUCAACAGCUUCAUUAAACCCCAAUCCAAGCCACUGCCACAGGGGUUGUGGAGUGUGACCUGGCUGUUUGCACAUUCCCUCUGCAUGGAAACCCCACUCUCUGACCCCAGCGGAUCACGUCAACCCACACUGUCUACUCUGUAACUUUAUACUCUACCUAUAUUAACCUUUGCAUUCUCUAACCAUAAUCAUAUGUGAUGGCAUCAUAUAGCUGAACUAUAUAAAAGAUCAACCCACUGUAUAAUGGUGCUAUUUUGUAGUUUGUUACUUGCAGGGGUUGGCUGACAUCAAAGAUGGCUUAAUGUUGGAAGUCUUCCCUUUUGCACAGCCUUGUGGCCACCAUUGUAAUAAUAUUCUCUUUUUUUAUUUUUAAACUAUUUCAAAAAAGGUAACUCGAGUAAGCGUGUAAAAGUAUUUUUGAGAGAUCUGCUAAAGCAUGGAAUAAGGAAAGAAAAAAUGAUAUUGCGGACCCCUGCUGAUUAAUUGCUCUUUUGUUUUCUUUAAGGUUUCUAAAUUAUUCUCAUUCUGAAUCAUUAAUCAACCCUAUGCCAAAUACAGUUGUGGCCAAAACUAUUGGCACCCUUGGUAAAUA